AUGAAAGAUCUUGAAGGCAAGAUUGAGCAAGCUAAGAAAAUUACGCAAUUACCGAACUUUCAAAACAACACCUUCCGCAGAUUCUUAGAACAAGGCCAUUUUAACAACUUUAAUCUUAGCCAACAAUACCGCGAAGAACAGCGUGCUUAUAAAGCUAAGUCACGAUAUCAAGAAGAAAUAGAAGCAAUAAGAUCUAUACUUAAGGAGGAUCAUCUUCUAGUUCAAGAAUUACGGAGACAAUUGUCUUUGCUCAUGAGUAGUCAAGGAAGGUGGAAAGAUGCGGAAAGGCUGCAAGCUCAACUAAUAGAACUUGAUGAAAAAGAAACGAAUGAAGAUCAGUAUAGAAUACGCUUUACCUCGUUCUUGGUAAUAACAUAUGCGAGCCAAGGACGGUGGGAGAAGACUAAAGAGUUGCAAGUGCAAGUUCUAGAGACGAGAAAAAGACUACUCGAGACGGAACAUCCAAACACGUUAACCAGCAAGAAUGAUCUAGCAUUGAUCCAUUGGAAUCGGGGACGAUGGAAAGAAGCCGAAGAGUUGGAAGUACAAGUCAUGGAAACGAGAAAGAAGGUAUUUGGGGCGGACCAUCCAAACACGUUGAACAGUAUAAGAAAUCUAGCAUCGACAUAUUGGAAUCAAGGACGAUUAAAAGAAGCCGAAGAGCUGGAAGUGCAAGUCAUGGAGACGACAAAGAGGGUACUUAGGGCGGAACAUCCAGAAACGCUAACAAGCAUACAUAAUUUAGCAACGACAUACUGGUAUCAAGGACGGAGGAAAGAGGCCGAAGAAAUGCAAGUGCAAGUUACGGAGGCGAAAAAGAGGGUACUCGGAUUAGAGCAUCCAAGUACGUUGGCUAGUAUAAAUAAUCUGGCGAUGAUCUACUGGGAUCAAGAGCGGUGA
This is a messenger RNA of Letharia lupina, 900 nucleotides long. RefSeq lists its product as uncharacterized. The record is from RefSeq and is a predicted model, not a curated record. Gene Ontology annotation, molecular function: protein binding. The transcript has 2 exons. NCBI's taxonomy places the organism in Eukaryota, Fungi, Ascomycota, Lecanoromycetes, Lecanorales, Parmeliaceae. Bases 1 to 900 code for a protein of 299 amino acids. Gene Ontology annotation, cellular component: kinesin complex.